GUGAGGUUAUACUUCGCGCGUCUCGGGUUUCUUCCACGGAAAAUUGGCCGGAAAAUUGAUAAAUAUCUGAACAAACAGACGGUAAGAGUGUGAGAAUGAGCUCAAAUAUAGUGGAGGAUACGUCCUUCCAGAAAAUCUACUCGCCGGACAAUUUGGAUGCCUUCAAGCUCGAUCCGAAUGAUAUCCUGUUCAACUACUGGCACAAGAUAAUAGUUGAUGUGCGCGGCGAGGGGAAGAAGUUUGAUGUAAUCGAUGCCCUCUCCACUAUCGUCACGGGGUCCUUCAUCCCUGUGUACUUCCGGCAAUUUGGGCACGAGUAUAUAUUCUACAUACGCGAUUGUGUGCGGGCAUUAAAUGAUCUGAUGCGCAACAAGCUGAAGCUUAUUGGAAAUGGGGGCUCCGGAGACAUCCUGAUUUACUUGAAUGUGGCGAAGAUUGAGAUGAGCCAUCCAGAUCCGGACAGAAUUGUGGCGGAAGUGCUGAAGAGUCGAUGUACGGAAAUGAGCAAGAAGGUCGCGUAUAAUUUAUCAGCCUUGGAUCAGGACAAGAAGCUCAAAAACAUCGUGUUUCGCCUCUCCUUCCCGGGAAACUUCGAGAAGGUGUGCAAAUUCAUCAAGGAUUCCUCAAUUCCUCUCUCAUACACCAUCGAGAUGCGCUUGUACAGGAACAACUUGCAGGAUUUGAAGCCUCUUCAGAUACUGCAGGAUUUUUACUUCGAGCAUUUGGACAUUACCAACAAUACUUUUCCUGCCGAAUCGCUGGAAUCUUUGGCACCGCUGAAAAUCAGGAAUCUCUGCUGCAACUACAAGUUAAGGAUUGUGAAGGAUAUCCUGCCGAACGUCGAGCGCUGCAAUAACACUGUCAUUUUCAUACCUCAGAAAGGUCACGGAAUUCCGGAGACUCACAGAAUCCAGGCUAGUAUUAAUGCCUUGGGUCGGAUGCCCAUCAAUGAGAAGCGAAGUGACACCAUAAUUCAGUCUUCUUCGUCGUCUUCCAACAAAGUUCCGGCACCAGACAAUUCCUUGUGCGUUCAGUUGGCCGAUCCCACAUUCCACUUUCCCACGUCUGGUGUUCACUGCAAAGCCGGGAUCAAUCUCAACUUUAUGCAGUUCAACAACAAUUUGUGGCACUUCGUGAUGAUUAUUCACAAUGGCUGCUACUCGCGUCGGGACAUCAUGAACGGAUUAUAUGCGCUGAACGUGAAGAGCAAUUGCUUCCCAUAUCACUACAUCUAUGGCGAUCGCGCAGACACUUUCUAUCUGCUCGACUCUUUCAACGUAAUGCACGAGAUAUACCAGAACAACAUGACGCUCACCAUUCCAGAGGCGAAUGUGACGCUCCAAGUGGAGUUUCGGCUCAAUGUCAUUGCUACAAAGAAGCUGGACGUGAUUAGGUAUGAGGUGGCGAUUGAGAAAUCGCUCCAGGAGCGAGUGGAUGACGCCAAGAUGACGCUGGAUCUCAGCAAUUAUGCCGUUGCGAUGGAUAAGCACGAUUUUGUGUACGAACUGCGCAAUCCGCAGGCCAUCACGACGCUCUUUGCGUGCCGCAUGGGUCGCUUAUCGGCCCGUGUCAACACGAUCUUGUUGAAUGACAAUGAGAUCACAUCUAUAAAGGACGUGCUGCUGCUGCUCUCCGCCCAGACGCUGGAUCUCAGCAAUAACAAAAUUGCCAAUCUGGAGGAUAUCUUUAUAAUCAACAGUGCGAACAUUACGAAUCUGAAACUGAAUGGUAAUCCACUGUGCAAGAAGUACACGAGCUCCUUGCAGUACAUCAGCGCCGUGCGAGGUGUUUUCUCUGGCCUGAAGACGCUCGACGGCGUGGAUGUGGCGAAUGACGAUGUGACGAACGGCUACAGAAAUUGGGUGUGCAAUCUGGACUGCUACAGCUUCGUCACGCAGUUUGUGACUCAGUACUUUAGUGUGUAUGACUCGUUGCAUCGUGGGAAUCUCAAGGAUCUCUACUCGAAGCGUGCCAUUGUCACUGUGGGCACGGAUUUCACCAAGAUCAAGAUGAUGACGAUGCAGAGGCAAAAGUGGCAACAUUACACAACACUUUCGCGCAAUAUCCUGAACGUGGCCAAUUACAGGCAGAAGAAUCAUCUCGUGUAUGUUGGCUGGAGUGCAAUUUAUGACGCGUUCUGUAAGCUUCCGCCCACGGAACACGAUCGUGCAAGCUUCGGUGUGGAGGUGCCGAUCUACACCAGUGAGAUGGCCGUCAUCACGGUGUACGGGAUGUUCAGGGAGCAGAUCCAGAGUCUGCUGGACAAGGAGCUCACGCUGGGCUUCUCGAGAACCUUCAUUUUGCGCCCAAUCGAGGAAGAUUGCGGAUUAUUUGGCGGAGGAGUGCGCUACUUUAUUGUGAAUGAGAAGCUGAACGUCUUCAAUCCAACCAUAAUCCAGACACAGAAUGCAUUCAAAGUGCCACAAGAAGUGCAGGAGAAGCCAAAGGAGAUCACAGAGGAGGAAGAGAAGGAAAUCACCCUCAUGUACAGUGAAUGCACGAAUUUAAAGCCAGGAUGGAGCAGAAGGUGUCUGACAAGGGUGAAUUGGGACUUCAAGCUGGCUCUGGAGGUGUUUGUGAGUCUCUAUGAGGAGAACAAGAUUCCCGCCAAGGGCUUCAUUGCCAACCCCGCGAAGAAUGCAUCGCACUGAGUGGAGGGGAUUAAAAGGGAUUUUGAAGUGGAAGACUGUGUUUCCCCUGUUUC
Phlebotomus argentipes is the source of this 2704-nucleotide messenger RNA. It is a transcript of the gene nxf2, whose product is annotated as nuclear RNA export factor 2. The record is from RefSeq and is a predicted model, not a curated record. Lineage: Eukaryota; Metazoa; Arthropoda; Insecta; Diptera; Psychodidae. Gene Ontology annotation, cellular component: nucleus. Gene Ontology annotation, biological process: poly(A)+ mRNA export from nucleus. Bases 96 to 2651 code for a protein of 851 amino acids. The transcript is spliced from 3 exons. Gene Ontology annotation, molecular function: protein binding; RNA binding.